Tetrahymena thermophila SB210 is the source of this 468-nucleotide messenger RNA. RefSeq names its product 60S ribosomal protein L37. Lineage: Eukaryota; Ciliophora; Oligohymenophorea; Hymenostomatida; Tetrahymenidae. Gene Ontology annotation, cellular component: ribosome; cytosolic large ribosomal subunit. Gene Ontology annotation, molecular function: structural constituent of ribosome; RNA binding. The transcript has 4 exons. Gene Ontology annotation, biological process: translation. The record is from RefSeq and is a predicted model, not a curated record.
AUGCUAGGAUAUCAGUUUGGAGAAUAAAUAGGCGAUAAAGCAAAAGAAGAAGAGAAACUAACUAAAGACAGACUUGACUUUGCUUUGAAAAAGAAAAACAAAGUCUUUGUGAAAUUAUCAAAAAAAGAUAUAAAGAAAUUAUAUUCAAAACAAAAAAGAAGAGAUAAAAAUAAUCAAGUAAAAAUGACUAGAGGUACUCCCGCUUUCGGUAAGAGACACCAAAAGACUCACACUUUGUGCAGAAGAUGUGGUAAGGCCACUUAUCACAAGCAAAAACUUAGAUGUGCUGCUUGCGGUUAUCCCGAUGCCAAGAUGAGAAGAUACGACGGUUGGGGUCAAAAGGUUAGAGAUAGAAAGGGUCAAGGUACUGGUAGAAUGAGAUACAUGAAGACCAUCGCCAGAAGAGCUAAAAAUGGUUUCAGAUCUGGUACUUAAGCUGCACCCAAGGUCAAGGCCGCUACCAACUGA